Colletotrichum spaethianum is the source of this 855-nucleotide messenger RNA. RefSeq names its product 4-hydroxy-2-oxo-heptane-1,7-dioate aldolase. Gene Ontology annotation, cellular component: cytoplasm. The record is from RefSeq and is a predicted model, not a curated record. Bases 1 to 855 code for a protein of 284 amino acids. The transcript has a single exon. NCBI's taxonomy places the organism in Eukaryota, Fungi, Ascomycota, Sordariomycetes, Glomerellales, Glomerellaceae. Gene Ontology annotation, molecular function: aldehyde-lyase activity.
AUGGCCGUCUCUAUUCCGCACUCGCUCAAGGAGAAGCUUCUCCGCAAUGAGGUGGCAUCCACGCUCAGUGUCAAGCUGGUCAAGUCAGUUGAGCUUCCCAUGAUGGCCAAGACCGCUGGCUUCGACGGCAUCCUCGUCGACAUGGAGCACUCCUCUUUCGACCUCGAGACAACUUCCCAACUCUGCACUGCUGCGCUAUAUGCCGGCAUCUCGCCUAUUGUCCGUGCUCCUAGCAAAGACCCCUUCUUCGUCUCGAGAAUCCUGGAUGGUGGCGCUCUUGGCGUCAUUGUACCGCAUAUCCGGAGCGUGCAGGAUGCCCAAGAUGUCGUAGCUGCAGCAAAGUUCCAGCCCAUCGGCACCCGCUCAUCGACCAAUGGGCUGCCUCACUUCCAGUUCCGUUCGAUUGCCGCCAAGAUCUCUAACCCAGUCAUAAACGACGCAACUCUCGUUAUUCCCAUGAUUGAGACUUUGGAGGCCCUCGAACUUGUGGAUGAGAUUGCGGCGUUGGAGGGUGUUGACUCCCUUCUCAUUGGCACCAACGACUUGACGGCUGAAAUGGGUAUUCCUGGCGACUACGAAAAUCCCAGGCUGACGGAGGCUUACCAACGUACGAUCGAUGCUUGUAACAAGCACGGCAAGUGGGUUGGAGUCGGUGGCCUCCAUUCACGUCUGGAUUUGGUUGAGAAGUUCUGCGAAAUGGGAGCGCGCUGGGUCAUGGCUGCCACCGAUGGCCCCUUACUCAUUGCUGGUGCAACCAAGAGGGCUACAGAGAUGGCCAGCUUGAGCGCCAGAGCGACAGCGAAUAAGGCGAAUGGGAUCAAUACGAAUGGAACUAAGACGAAUGGGACUUCGUAG